GAUAAAUGGAGUCCAGUUCUCAAGAGAUUGAAGAAAGUAUACUGAAAGAGACAACUAAGAUACACAAAAAGAUAUCAUCAGAAAUCUUUAGAGAUUUUGAAACAAGAGUAAAUCUAUCAAUAUCAAGAUUUGGAUGGCUAUUAAAUAAAUCAACAAAAUAUCAUUCAAACUGCCUUCUAAAUAAAUUAUCUUCGAUUCCCUUGUCACCCCUGAGCUGCUUGGUCCUUUGGCAAAAAGAUAAUCAACAAGGAUUCAAUAAAUUUCUAGAUAGGUCCUCAGUGAAUUGGAUUAGUGAGUCUGUAGUCAGGCUAGAUGUGAAGAAGAAGAAAUAUGGGGUUUAUGAAAGGAAGAUUUUGAGAGUUCUUCCUAGUGUGAUGGAAAGGCUUGUGCUUGGUAAUUGAAUUGUCAAUAAGAACCAAUUCAGAAAAAUCAUUCAAGCUGGAAGGCACAUUCCCCAUAUAUCUUUUAAAAAUUGUGAUCUUUCUAUUGACAAUCUCAAGUUCAGCAAUUCAAUACAAUACUCUAUUAAAUAUAUCGGCAUCAAGAUGAAGAAAAACAAUGAAUUUCAGUCUCCCACAGAAAUAUUGAGGAUCAGCCAAACCCUGUUCUUAGCAGCUUCAUCUACAGACCUGAAGUUAUCUAUGAAAGGGUUUUAUACAGACAUCUCUGAAGCUAUUGACCAAAUCAGAGAAAAUGCUAUUGAAUUUGGAUUUCACAAGUUAUCCAUCCCAAAUUAUCCUAAGAUUUGCUAAUAACAAUCAUCUUUUUCGAUCUUUAAGUAAAGGCACUAAUUUCUAAUAAGAAAUUUGGUU
Messenger RNA from Moneuplotes crassus, 812 nucleotides. The record is from the annotation of a GenBank genome assembly. NCBI's taxonomy places the organism in Eukaryota, Ciliophora, Spirotrichea, Euplotida, Euplotidae.